Molecule: messenger RNA, 345 nt
Organism: Rotaria sordida
Lineage: Eukaryota; Metazoa; Rotifera; Eurotatoria; Philodinida; Philodinidae
Source: the annotation of a GenBank genome assembly
AUGCGUCGUCAUCUCGAAGCUGAUCUAGUUAAAUUAUCAUCUGCAAGUGUAUUAACUCCAAUACAAGAACUUGGUGUCAAUAAAGCUUUAAAUUAUGGUGUUCGUAUUGGACUUGUACAAGAUCAAUCUGUUGGUCAACAAAAUCUUAUUCGAUUACUUAAAGCACUUAAAACACAUUUAAAACAAAAAAUAGCAAUAUCAUCUUCAUCAUCAUCAAAUACAACUAAUAAAACAAUUGCAGCAACAUCAACAAAUCCUACAUUAACUAAUUUAAUAGCUAUAACUGCAUCAGAUAGUACUGGAAAUAAAUUAAGUAUGUUUGAAAAUAUUAAAAGAAGAAAUUAG